CUGAUGAUUGGAGAAUGUCGGUGGGUGUUCCGAUGUUUUCCUUGCCGUCAUUGGGUUUCCUCUCCGCCGCUCAGAGCAGCAGCUGCCACGGCUCCACACGCUUCCUGCUCCAAGGCACUUUUACAGUCCCGAAGACGAGGACAGGAUGAGGAACAGAGAUGUUUGGGAGGGAACGUGACUCCUCAGGCUUCACUAAAGGACUCUAAGAUGACAUAAACUAAGGACUCACCUGGAACUCUAUCCUUGUUUGUUUGCUUUGCUUUUUCUCUGUAUUUUUUGUCGAGUGUCAUUUGGAGAAGUGUUUUUUUUUUUUCUACUACAGAAUUCUUAAUUUAUAACACUACUGUCCUGAAAAAACGUAAUUUUUGUCACUCCUCCGGUCCGUGUCGUGCGUCUCCCAGAGGUUUCAGAUAGCAAUAGAAGUUUCAAAGGUCUUGAAAAAGCUUCACUUAUCGUCUCCUUUGGACAUUCAUCACACUGCAGGCUGCACUUGUAAUGCAACAUACUUUAAAGAAUCGCUGCACAUUACUUUGAUGAUCCUGGCCUCCUUUCGUAGAGAAGGUGUGUUUUGGAUUUUUUCUUAUUCAGGCUUUAUUGAUGUAUGAUUUCCUCCUUUUAAGAGGUUUAGUUUUGUUCCUUUUGUGUGAUUAUUUAAAGCAUACUGGUUAACUGCUCUGCUGCCUUGAUUUUCUAUAAGAAAUGGCAGCUUUAAAACGAAAUGUAAACCUUUUUAAACUUAUGCAAUUACGUUUUAAUGAUCUCUGUGUCUAAGCCACAGAUUUUUGCAGGAAAGUGUAGAAGCUGACACCUGUUCAUAUCAAACUGUGAUUUUAUUUUGUUUUUUUCAUCUUCACUGGAUUAUUUCUGGAAACAAAUGUCUCUUUAUACUUAAAGAAGUUAACUGUUCAAAUGAAGACCCAAUCAGAAAAGGACUCACUAAAACAGAAGGUUUUUAUUGUUUUUUUUUUUUGCCAAUUUACAUGAAGAAUGAAUUUAAGUGAUUUCAGGGAUGAAGUUCUUUUCAGAUAUUUUUUAAUUAUUCUUUGCAAAUCCUGAAGACCCGGUCGCUCACUAAGCUCCUGAUUGCAGAGGCUUGUACUGUUUGCUUGCUCAGACUGGCAGACAUCUUCCACUGUAAAAGCCAAGAUGCGUUCCCCAGAACCCUGCUCCCCUUCUCCAGAAGAAGCCCUCCUUCAUGGUCAGUUUGCCAGCUGGGGAUCUGGCAGUAACAACAACAAUAGCAGCGGCAGCUGCCCCGACAGCCCAGGAGGCUCAGGAAGCCUCUCCCCCACCACCUCUCCAGGUUCAUCGUCUAACUACGCUUUGACCCUCACCCACACCCAUAUCCACAUCCAGCGCCUCUCGCCACGGCCCACAAAGGAUUCCCGUCUCCUGCUCCCUCUGUCUGAACUGGUCGGUUGCAGCUGUCCUCGUUCUCCUGCACCGCCGCUGCUCGUGCUCUACUGGUACCCUCCAGGCAAACGAAGGAAGGGAGUGUCCAGACGCAGGCAGGUGAAGGCCUACCUGGCAGAAAGCAGGCUUGAAGCUGAGAGGUGGUCGGCUGCUGUUCAGUGUUUGCUCAGAGAAGUGCCCGUCACUGCUUACACAGAGUUUUCAAGAAGUCUGCUACCUCGUCCCAGGCGACUACUGUUAUUGGUCAAUCCCUUCAGCGGAAGAGGCCAAGCAAUGCAAUGGUGUCAGACCCACAUCCUGCCAAUGAUUAGAGAGGCCAACAUCAGCUACAACCUCAUACAGACAGAACGUCAGAACCAUGCAAGAGAGCUGAUCAGAGAGAUACCGCUCUCAGAAUGGGACGGCAUCAUCAUUGUUUCCGGAGAUGGCCUGCUGCAUGAGGUUAUUAACGGACUGAUGGAGCGUCCAGACUGGGAACAAGCAAUAAAAACUCCUGUUGGGAUUCUGCCCUGCGGCUCUGGAAAUGCACUGGCUGGCUCAAUCAACCAUUAUGCAGGGUAUGACAUGUGCCUUCGAGAGCCGCUUCUCUUGAACUGCUGCUUCUUGCUCUGUCGAGGCGGAGUGCGACCCAUGGACCUAGUGUCUGUCACAACGAGCCCUCUUCCAUCCAAAAACAGCCAUGCUGCAGCUCCUAGGAGACUGUUCUCCUUCCUCUCUGUGGCCUGGGGUUUUGUGUCUGAUGUCGACAUCGAAAGUGAGAGGUAUCGUGGCUUGGGCUCAGCCCGCUUCACUUUGGGCACCUUGGUGCGCAUAGCUUCUCUUCGAUCGUACAAGGGCCGUUUAUCUUACCUUCCUCCUGUUGUUACCACAUCUUCAAAUGGGACACCUCCACCUAGACGGCCUCUCUCCCGCAGCAUUACAGAGGGACUGGAGGGCUUCUGUAAAAUGCCUAUCCAUCGCACCUGCUCCGAUAUGGGCAUCAGUGAGCAGAGGAGCCUUCUGCGCAGGGGUGAUGGUGAGAGGGAAAAAGAGGAGAGACAAAGAGAGAGGACAAGGAGAAGACAGAGGGGGAGAGGAAAAGGAGCAGGUGUGGUGAGAGCUAGCAGUUUAGCGGAAGACAGAGAAAGGGAGGGGCAGAUGGAGAUGGAGGCAGAAGAGGAGAAGUCUGGAACCUGUUCAGAGAAGUCUGGAACAAGUUCAGAGUCAACCGAAAGGGAUGAAGCCAGUAUGGGAAGAGACGAAAGGUUGGCAGGGAUUAAGGAUGAAAGGGAAGAUGAGGAAACAUCGGAGCAAGACUCUUGUGAAAUGUUGGAGGUUGACGAUGGGGGAGAUGAGGAAGGCAGUGGUGGUUCCCUAGAGGCAGAUGGAGUGUUGCGUGCGAGGGAAUUGGGGGAUAGUUAUGGAUUGGACAUGGGGAGAGAGGCACAAGAAGAGCCUGGAGAUGUCACUGCUUGCCAGGACGGUCCUCAGAAAGCCAGAGAGAUGGUAAGAAAGAACUCUGCUCCUUCAAGCCAGAUAGCCGAGACUCUGCUGAGCCAGCCUCUCAGUCAAGAAGCCAGCAGAGAUUCUGGCAUCUCAUACGGCAUGGAGGACAUGGAUCUGAAUGAAACCUACUUCCAGAAACACUCUUACCCUCUGGAUGUGGCUCGUGAGCGAUCGCUCACCAUCUCCUCUCCCUUCCGUCCCAAUCCCUUCUCCUACAAGCAGAAAGCUCUGGACCAAAACCAUAAUGCCUCCCGUCCAAGACCCCACUCUCUCCUCCAGCACUCCAGCUCCAAUUCCCUUCCCCCUAAAAUGACUCCCCCCUCUUUUUCUCCCACACCACCAUCGUCUCCUUCCUGUGCGUCCCCACACUCAUCGUCCUACCUCGCCCCCCGUCCAAACACCCCUAAUUCGACCCUGAGCUCUCCCUCGUUCCGUACGCCGUCCUCGUCUUUUGACUUUGACAUGACCGAACCAGCAGGUUCUCUAAAGAACCGUCCGUUUGUCACGCUGCCUUUUGAUAUACCAAGAGACGACUUGUUGCCGACUCUUGAUCAACCCCUCCCCACCAGAGACUGGGUCACCAUUGAAGGGGAUUUUGUCCUAGUCUUGGCCCUUUAUCAGUCCCACCUUGGGGCUGAUCUCCAUGCUGCACCUCAGGCCAGAUUUGAUGAUGGCCUGAUCCACCUGACUUUUGUCCGGGCAGGCAUCUCCAGAGCCACCCUACUCAGACUGUUCUUUGCCAUGGAAAAAGGAACCCACCACACUGUCAGCUCGCCAUACGUGAGCCACGUAACCUGCAAGGCCUUCAGGCUGCAGCCGCUGUCUACACGGGGAACACUAACUGUGGAUGGGGAACUUGUGCCCUAUGGUCCGCUCCAAGCGCAGGUUCAUCCCGCCAUGGCCCGUCUCAUUGUUGGAGACACUGGUGUCAAAAUUACCAGACUUUGACGAGGGAUUAUUAAGCUUAUAUCUAUCCACAUAUCAAUACUCUAAUGAAUUAUCUCUGUUGCCAUUAUGCCCACAAAGAGAGAACCAUACAGUUGGCUGUUUGAGACACUAGUCUUAUUUGCAAGAAUCAGAUUUUGUAGGCAAUAAUGAAAGGGAUGACUGCGGGGAUUAAUACUAAAUUGAAGAAAACUUUUUUUUUUUAUACAGAUGAUUUUAAAAAUGCGCUUUGUUGCACAGGUGUUGGAUCACGUUAGGAAGGGGAAGGGGAGCUGCACAGUCUAGAUAAAAAGAAGGAAUAACAAUACUAAUUGAAUGUUUUUGGGGUUUUUGGAGCUGAUGCAUGAGUUGAAUGUGUACAAUGUAUGCAUGCAGAGAAGCAUUAACUAGGUAUUGCCUUACACUUAGACAAUGAGAAAUAAAGUUAAUAUUCAAGAUAAAACAGUUCUGGAGCAGAAAAAAAAUACUGCAAUACUCUAAUCUGCGAUUCUUUCUGGACUCUCGCCUCCACAUGUUCGGCAAUGAAAAGAUAAAAACUUUUUCUCCUUAAAGUAAUGCCUUAUCUGUCAGUGCACAGCUCAGAUGCACUUGUGUUAAUUCUCUUAUAUAUUAAGUCUAAACAGUGAUAGAGAGAGAUUUCAGGAUUUUUUUAAAGUAAUAUGUUAAAAGGCUAUAAGCAUUUUAACUCUUAACAUGUUUUUGACAAAUCCUCUAGUUUCUUUUAUAUGGAUAAAGUCGAUUUGGUCUCUGAGGCUAAAACUGGAGCUCCAAUCAGAGCCUGUUUCAAAGUGGACUUCUACUGGGUGGAAAAAGUUCAGACUAAAGAAUAUAAUAAAUAAAAACAAGAAAGCUCUUUUAACUGUCAUAAGGUUUACUUUAGACUGUUGUAUAGACAGAAAGGCAUGGUUAAUCACACAUGAGAUUGGGGUCAAAGAUGGAGUGCUAUCAAUUUAUUCCUUUUUCAGGACAACUAAAACAUUUCUGAUCAGAGAAACUUUCCUAAAUAAAUCAAGAGGGGGUUCAAAAAUUUAUGAGAGUGCUUUAAGUUAAGGUUAUUUCUCGGAUUUACACCAUGUGGAUUAUAUCUGUCAAGGUUCUGUUCCAAGAUAAUGUUUCAUGCUGGAAAAUUAUUUAGGAUGCACCAUCUUAUGUAUUUUUUUUGUAAUUGGAGGUUUUUGUCCAGAUAGCUUUUCAAAGCAAACCUGGUAUUAGUUGAUACGUUUAGUGAAACAAAAAACUUAAACAUCUUUGUAAUCUGAGAUUUUCAGAAAGUCCACUUUGAUCUUGGCUGAUCUUGGGCUUCCCAUUCGCCUCAGCUGUUAGCCCUGACUAAUCUAGCUUUAUGCUAAAUCAGGAUACUAGUUGCCCACUGCUUGGUAUAUAUUGACAGUUAAUGAAAAGAAAACGCAACAAACAAAUCCUUUAAUCAGUCCAACUAG
Cyprinodon tularosa is the source of this 5282-nucleotide messenger RNA. It is a transcript of the gene sphk2, whose product is annotated as sphingosine kinase 2. The coding region runs from base 1147 to 3846 and encodes 899 amino acids. Gene Ontology annotation, cellular component: membrane; intracellular membrane-bounded organelle; cytoplasm. The transcript has 8 exons. NCBI's taxonomy places the organism in Eukaryota, Metazoa, Chordata, Actinopteri, Cyprinodontiformes, Cyprinodontidae. Gene Ontology annotation, biological process: positive regulation of apoptotic process; sphingosine biosynthetic process; sphinganine-1-phosphate biosynthetic process. The record is from RefSeq and is a predicted model, not a curated record.